ACGCAGAUGGCCCUGAACACGCACAUCCUAUGAUCCUAUUCCAGACAUUGCAGUCUUCUAGCACACUCAAUCUCACCUGGUCUGAUAUUCCAAGUUGCUGUCAAAUCACCACGAUCUACCGAAGUUUUUUCUCCUCUAUCGUCAUGCUCGUGUAUCUUUGUUUUCUCUUCCUCUCUUGCUGAUGCCUGAUUUUGUUUACUGCGCUUCUUUUCCAUUUGCUCUAACGUAAGGCGUCAACUCAUAGUUCAGUGCUCGGCACAAUACUUCUUGGCUAUAGUACUUGGAUAGAAAACAGGAGGAAUUUUGCUAGUUUGUGUUAGGUUCGAAUGUACUGUGUUUCCAGUGUAUGUUGAUAUUCGAGCUCAUACCUUGCAUCGGUUUACGAUUCACUUCGCACCGGCAGUGCUCAAAAUCCUGGAUCGCAGUCGUUUACUUAGGCUGGGUCGUCAUAGCGCCAGUAAACUCUCAAGAUAAAAAUAAAGUUCCAACACAGUAAAUAUUAUGACAAGACAUAAUGAAUGCACAACAGGCCUGGUUUGAAGCACUAAAUAUGUGCUUUCCUGGGAAACCAUGUGAAUCUGAUGUGUGGUGUCUGAUAUUGCGUUUUGAGGAUCACCUGCACUUUUCUUUCUAAACAACGAGAUAACUUCUGCAGUCUAUGACCAAGUCAGGGACACCAGGCUUUACUUGCAAUCGAAUGUUUUUUUGUGAGCAAGCUCAUACACAAUUGGUACGUAGGUCGUAGGUGGACUGUGUAACGUAAACGGACAGAGACGCUAUACUCUGACUGAAUCCAGAGAAGGAGCUGGUCGGCCUACCAAUAUUCGAAGCAGGAGAUACCAGCAGCUGACUUCACUUUGGAAGUACAAUCUUAUUUCCUGUAUGCAGACCGUGGUGGAGAAUAAUCCUUACUGUAGUGUAUUGAACACCAUUACUGGUAGCGCAAAAGUGUCAAAGCUCAAGGGUGGAGAUAGAGCUGUUGUGGACUUUGUGGCAGCAGUCGGAACAGGACCCAAGGAGCCGAUGCAGAAGCUGUUACUGGAAUGCGACCUGAUCUUAUUAUCAAUCCCCACGCCUUUCCAUUCAGUAUGACGAUUGGGAUGCUCAUGUAAUCAAUGGCUGCCAAGGUUGGCGUUUUAAGAGGGAAGUUUAUAAAUGCUACGCCAUUUCCAAAGUGCGCUGCCGAGUCGAACAGCAACCAGAAAAAUAAGGAUGAGUCUCUUAUCGACAAGUAUGGAAAGCAGUGAAAGGAAUACGGUUUCAGUUACCAUGGCACAGAAGUCAUGUAUAGUGGUGUCUUGGGCACAGAACUUACGUGUGAAAUUUACAUCGGCUGUGUGUACUAUCAAAGAGUUCGUCAUAUAGUUGGAGACAAGUAUCAGGUGAGAUCCACUGGUGCUGUGAAUCCUGUGACACGACAGCCUGUUAAAGGCAAAAUUUUGGUGGUGGUACUCGUUUCGGAGAGAUGGAGCGAGAUUCGUUACUUGCUCAUGGUGCAGCGUACUUGUUGCAUGAUCGGCUACAUACUUGCUCAGAAUAUCAUCCUGCGGACAUUUGUGUUCGAUGUGGAAGUCUGUUGUCUACCACACCUGUAAUUCAGCAGAAGAGCAGUGCAGCUUUUGCUAUGGGAUUACGGUCAAGUAAAGAGAGCAAAGUCAUCUGUAGAUGUGCAAUUCAAGUCGGGAUAUUGAGCUUGUCGCCACGACUUACGUUUUCAGAUAUCCUGCCUCAGAGUUGGCAGCCAUGA
Messenger RNA from Marchantia polymorpha subsp. ruderalis, 1747 nucleotides. The record is from the annotation of a GenBank genome assembly. Lineage: Eukaryota; Viridiplantae; Streptophyta; Marchantiopsida; Marchantiales; Marchantiaceae.